Molecule: messenger RNA, 294 nt
Organism: Rhipicephalus microplus (southern cattle tick)
Lineage: Eukaryota; Metazoa; Arthropoda; Arachnida; Ixodida; Ixodidae
Product: protein sax-3-like
Biological process (GO): cell-cell adhesion; axon guidance
Cellular component (GO): plasma membrane; axon
Molecular function (GO): protein binding
Source: RefSeq, a predicted model, not a curated record
CGCGCAGCGCUUCGCGACGAGUUCCGGCAGCUGCCCAAGAGCGUCCGCGUGGCGGCGGGAGAGUUGGCAACGCUGGAGUGCGUUCCUCCCAGGGGCCACCCCGAGCCCACAGUCACCUGGUUCAAGGACGGCGUCCAGGUGCAGCCGGGCACGGGGCGCGUACGCCUCCUGACCCAGGGCACGCUCCUCAUCGCCGACGUGCGUCUCUCCGAUGAAGGGCGCUACGUGUGCCGGGCGACCAACAUGCUCGGCACGAGGGACUCGCCACCAGCGCUACUCUCCGUGCACAGUUGA